This is a messenger RNA of Suillus subalutaceus, 1737 nucleotides long. RefSeq names its product cytochrome P450. The record is from RefSeq and is a predicted model, not a curated record. Gene Ontology annotation, biological process: ergosterol biosynthetic process. Lineage: Eukaryota; Fungi; Basidiomycota; Agaricomycetes; Boletales; Suillaceae. Bases 98 to 1732 code for a protein of 544 amino acids. Gene Ontology annotation, molecular function: iron ion binding; heme binding; oxidoreductase activity, acting on paired donors, with incorporation or reduction of molecular oxygen. The transcript is spliced from 9 exons.
AACAAAGUUAGCAUCAGUCGCGUUCGUGAGACUUGCCAGUGCCCCUUGGACAGCGCGGGAGCAUUGACAGCGAUUUGCAUCUUGUCUUCGUUCUUUCAUGUCGUUCAAUUCGACCGCCCCGGGCUACGUUGCAGCUCUCGUUGAUGCUACGCAGCAGUAUAUCGCCGCCUCUCCUGGUAGAGCAAUUCUGCUGGGACUUUUCUAUACGCCGGUUCUCAUCUUCGUACUGAACAUUCUUAAACAGCUGGUUGUUCCCCGAGAUCCUUCUCUACCUCCGGAAGUGUUCCACUGGAUCCCUUUCAUCGGGUCCUCCAUCACGUACGGCAAUGACCCACUCAAUUUUUUCUUCAAGUGCAGGGAAAAAUACGGCGAUGUCUUCACAUUCACUCUACUUGGACGCAAGGUUACGGUCGCACUCGGUGCUAAAGGCAAUAACUUUGUCUUGGGUGGAAAAUCGACUGCGUUCUCUGCGGAAGAUGCGUACACGCACCUCACGACCCCCGUCUUCGGUAAAGACGUCGUAUACGAUGUCCCCAACGAAGUAUUCAUGGAGCAAAAGAAGUUCGUUAAAGUCGGCCUUUCAACUGAGAACUUCCGGGCGUACGUGAGCAUGUUCGAGCAAGAAGUCGACGACUUCAUGCGCAGCGAUCAAGCAUUCAUCAUCUGGCAAAUGAACGACAUCAAUGAAUGGGGACGCUUCGAUGUGACAGACAUCAUGGCUCAAAUCACUAUUUUGACUGCCAGCCGGACUCUGCAAGGCAAGGAGGUUAGAAGUGGUUUGGACAAAUCAUUCUCUGCACUCUACAACGAUCUGGAUGGAGGUUUCACCCCACUGAAUUUCAUGUUCCCCAACUUGCCUUUGGAAUCUUACCGCCGUCGGGACGAAGCGCACAAGAAGAUGAGCGAGUAUUACACCGAUAUUAUCCGCAAACGCAGAGAAUCAGGUCAUUCUGACGAACCUGAUAUGAUCUCCGCCUUGAUGGAUCAAAAAUACCGUGAUGGCAGACCUCUCCGUGACCAUGAAAUCGCGCACAUCAUGAUUGCCCUUCUCAUGGCAGGACAGCACACUAGUUCCGCCUCUGGUUCAUGGACACUUCUUCACCUUGCUCACAACGUCGAAGUCCAGGAAGCACUCUACCAGGAGCAAGUCGACCACUUCGGUAAUCCGGAUGGUUCUUUCCGCCCGAUGACCUAUGAGGGCUUCCGCAAGCUUCCAGUUCUUGAUUCAGUCAUUCGUGAGACGCUCCGCAUGCACCCGCCUAUUCACAGCAUCAUGCGCUAUGUCCGUUCUGAUGUUCCUAUCCCCGCGACUCUCGCUGCCCCCUCCCAAGAUGGUGUUUAUAUCGUCCCAAAGGGCUACUACGUGCUUGCUUCUGCUGCCGUCAGCCAGGUUGACCCCCGUAUCUGGGCUAACCCCAUGACGUGGGACCCGACGCGGUGGAGUGAUCCCGAGGGUGUUGCUGCUCAAGCGUUCAAGACUUACUCUGACGAGAACGGCGAGAAGAUUGAUUAUGGUUUUGGUGCUGUAAGCAAGGGAACUGAGAGCCCAUACCAACCCUUCGGUGCUGGACGUCAUAGAUGCAUUGGCGAGCAGGUGCGCUUGAUUAUUUGUUCGCCAUACCUGCAACUUGGAGUCUCUGAGCUUCGGUUAGAGGAUGGCAUCACAGAGAUCCCAGCACACAACUACCAUAAACCUCGGGAUGUCUGCUACAGACGCAGGAGAUUUGAUUAGAAGAU